GCCCCGGCCUCUCUGCUUCCACCGGGAAAACGCCGCCGGACCGAAACGGCGACUCUUCCAUCGUCGGAAAAUGAGCCGGCCGUACGAUUCCGUAGAGCCAAACGUGAUCGAUGCGGAGAUCCUUGGGCGGGCCGUGGAGGAGCAAGGGCCACAGGAGGAAGCGGGCCAGCUCGCCAAACAGGAGGGCAUCUCUUUCAAAGACGUGACCCACUUGCAACUGGAUUUUCAAAACAUCCUUAAAAUCGACAACCUGUGGCAGUUUGAGACUCUGACUAAACUGCAACUAGAUAACAAUAUCAUUGAGAAGAUAGAAGGAUUAGAAACUCUGACUCACCUGAUCUGGCUGGAUUUGUCCUUCAAUAACAUUGAAGUCAUAGAGGGGCUACAAACCUUAGUCAAGUUAGAAGAUCUGAGCUUAUUUAAUAAUAGAAUCACCAGGAUCGAAAAUAUGGACUCAUUAGUAAACCUCCAGAUCUUCUCCAUAGGAAACAACAGUAUCAAAACUUUGGAAAAUGUGACCUACCUGAGGAGGUUUAAAAGCUUACGCUCACUCAACCUGUCCGGGAACUUCAUCUGUGAAAAUGAAGAUUAUAAAAUGUUCAUUGCAGCUUAUCUUCCUGAUCUAGUGUAUCUGGAUUUCAGGCUCAUUGACGAACACACAAGGGAACUUGGAGAAGUAAAAUACCAAUACACCAUCGAUGAACUGAAGCAGAGCGAGGCUCAGUACCUGAGCAAACUUGAGGAAGAGGAAAAGAAGCAAGCAGAGCUGGAUCUCCAUAAGGCAGCUUACGUCGAAUACCUGAAUGGAUCCUUCCUGUUUGACAGCAUGUAUUCGGAAGAUGCUGAAGCGGCAAAACUGGCUUAUCUCCCAGGAGUCGGAGAGCUUCUUGAGACGUACAAAGCCAAGUUUGUCGUCAUCUGCCAGAACAUAUUUGAAUACGGUCUGAAACAACAAGAGAAGAGGAAAAUUGAAGUUAAAAUCUUCACCGACUGUCUUCAGGAAGCCAUAGCGGACAAUCAAAAUCAGGGGUCACAAAAAAUCAUGGAGUUUGAAAAGGCACACCAAAUGGUUCUGAGUGAUAUUCAAAAUACGAGUGAUAUGCAACUUGCCGAUACUAAAAUAAACGAAUACAACGAAGAGAUCAACCAGCUAUUUGAUACCCUCAUGACUCUGGAAAUGCAAAUUGUUGAACAGUUAGAGGAAACAAUAAAUAACUUCGAAAGGAACAUUGUGGACAUGGUGGGAGUCUUUGUUGAAAACGUACAAGGCCUAAUGGCUCAGUGUCGAGACCUUGAGAACCACCACCAUGAGAAGCUGUUGGAGAUUGCAAUCAUCACCCUAGAGAAGAUAGUGAAGAGCGAGUUUGAAGAUGACCUGCCAGACGACGUCCGAGCGCUCUUUUCCGACAAAGACACCAUUGUUAAUGCAGUUGGAGCCUCCCAUGACAUCCACCUCCUGAAGAUUGACAAUCGAGAAGAUGACCUAUUCACCAAAGUCAACAACUGGUGUGCUGCAACAGUUGAAAAGGUCCACACCGACGAAACAGACAGGAACCGCCGACGAGUAAAAGAAAUCAUCCAAUAUAUUGACCACCUACAGAAUGAGCUGGACAACCUAGACAUUGGUGAGGUCAUGGAUUAUUCUUAAUGGUAUCUGUUAAGCGCUUACCAUGGGUAAAGCACUGUUCUAAGCACUGGGAUACUUACAAGUUAACCGAGUUGGACAUAGCCCCCAUCUCACUUGGGGCUCAC
This is a messenger RNA of Tachyglossus aculeatus (Australian echidna), 1752 nucleotides long. RefSeq names its product dynein regulatory complex subunit 3 (gene DRC3). The transcript has 13 exons. Gene Ontology annotation, molecular function: protein binding. NCBI's taxonomy places the organism in Eukaryota, Metazoa, Chordata, Mammalia, Monotremata, Tachyglossidae. The record is from RefSeq and is a predicted model, not a curated record. The coding region runs from base 71 to 1648 and encodes 525 amino acids.